Molecule: messenger RNA, 1954 nt
Organism: Boleophthalmus pectinirostris (great blue-spotted mudskipper)
Lineage: Eukaryota; Metazoa; Chordata; Actinopteri; Gobiiformes; Gobiidae
Gene: smoc2
Product: SPARC related modular calcium binding 2
Exons: 13
Coding region: 299-1591 (430 amino acids)
Biological process (GO): extracellular matrix organization
Cellular component (GO): basement membrane
Molecular function (GO): extracellular matrix binding; calcium ion binding; protein binding
Source: RefSeq, a predicted model, not a curated record
UGGAGAGAGCGAGAAGACACAUCGAGGGAGGGGAAAAGGUCAGGGACACGGGGGGGUUUAUCGCGCUGCCAGAAAUAAGGAGAGUGUCUACACAAACGCAGUGGCAGUCCAAACCGCGCAGACGAGACUGAAUAAACCCACACGCCCGUCACCACCAUAACGAGAACUCCUGUGGACUACUGUGGAUUAUACACAUUUACAACCACCCAAAGACACAUAUUCAGACUGUCCGGACUGAAGACUGAGAAGUUUGACCCGUGCGUAAUUUGGAGAAAGUACAUUGCCACACUGCAUCAGGAUGCGCGCCUGUCCUCUGCUUGUCUUGUUCAGUUUGGUGUGCGCUGGAAGCUCUCAGAAGUUCUCAGCCCUCACGUUCUUGCGGGUGGACCAGGAUAAGGAGUGUAACAUGGACUGCAACGGCGCUUCCCGGAAGUCCCUGUGCGCCUCCGAUGGACGAACAUUCACGUCUCGCUGCGAGUUUCUCCGAGCCAAGUGCCGUGACCCUCAGCUGGAGGUCAUCCGCGGGCCAUGCAAAGAUACGUCCAGAUGUGUGGCAGAGAAGAAGUACACUGAACAGCAGGCCAAGAAGAUGUUCCCCCAAGUCUUUGUGCCUGUGUGCAACCCUGAUGGCACAUACAGUGAGGUUCAGUGCCACAGCUACACUGGAUACUGCUGGUGUGUGACUCCUAACGGUCGACCGAUCAGUGGCUCAGCUGUGGCCAAUAAGAAACCCAGAUGUCAAGGAUCAAAGCAGGAGAGGGCGACCACGAGAGAGCCGGGCAAAGCAGAUGAGACUGGCCUAGUCGUGGAUCCUCAGCCCUCCACAGAUGAAGAAGACAUCACUUCUCAGUACCCCACACUCUGGACGGAGCAGGUCCGCAGCCGGCAGAACAACAGGACCAGAGCACCAUCCUCGUCAUGUGACCAGGAGCAGCAGUCUGCACAGGAGGAGGCUCGACAGCACAAAAACGACGCUGUGUUUGUCCCAGACUGUGCUCAGGCAGGACUGUACAAACCAGUGCAGUGUCACCCCUCCACAGGAUACUGCUGGUGUGUGCUGGUGGACACGGGGCGACCCAUACCAGGGACAUCCACCAGAUAUGAGCAGCCAAAAUGUGACAUUAACGCCAGAGCACAUCCAACCAAACCCAAAGACCACUACAGGAGCAGGCACCUCCAAGGAUGUCCCGGAGCAAAGAAAACCGAGUUCCUGACGAGUGUUCUGGAUGCACUGUCCACAGACAUGGUCCACGCUGUGACCGACCCUGCGUCUGCCGGAAGAAUGGCAGAGCCGGACCCAAACCACACCCUGGAGGAGCGGGUGGUGCACUGGUAUUUCAGUCAGCUCGACAAAAACUCCAGCGGCGACAUCGGCAAAAAGGAGAUCAAACCAUUCAAACGGUUUCUGCGCAAAAAGUCCAAACCCAAAAAGUGCGUCAAGAAGUUUGUGGAAUACUGCGACAUCAGCAACGAUAAGGCCCUCUCCCUGCAGGAGCUGAUGGGCUGCCUGGGCGUUACCAAGGAUGACGCGGCCAAAACAGGCGACGGCUUGCCCUCCAGUAAACUAAAUCCUUUGAGAAAACAAGGCUGAACCGCUGUGACUGCCUCCUGUGUGGAGAUUGUGCCCACGCCAAUCGGCAACAAUGGAAACCAUAGUAUUUGCACUUUGUACUUUAAAAGAAAUGUAAAUUCACUUUGUAGAAUAAGGUAUUUAAACAGACUGCUGAAUCUGUGAAUGAUGUAGUUAGCUUUUUAUGUCCUGACAAAUUAUUUAACACAUACAAUGUAUGUGUCUUUGUGUUUCUAAAAGUAUUCUUGUACAAGUUGUUGAUGUUUGCUGUAUUUUGCCCUGUAUUUUCCUGUUGAUGUUGAUGUAGUUUUUGCUCCACAGAUAAUAAUGUACUGACCUAUAGCAUCUCCCUGUGCUUUGUACAGCAGUUUACAACUCCUUUAA